Molecule: messenger RNA, 2560 nt
Organism: Toxotes jaculatrix (banded archerfish)
Lineage: Eukaryota; Metazoa; Chordata; Actinopteri; Toxotidae
Product: amine sulfotransferase-like
Exons: 7
Coding region: 205-1101 (298 amino acids)
Biological process (GO): sulfation
Cellular component (GO): cytoplasm
Molecular function (GO): sulfotransferase activity
Source: RefSeq, a predicted model, not a curated record
CAGUGCGUAAAGACGCGCGCCUGACGCACAGAUCCAGUAUUCAGCAAACGAAAAGAGGUGGGACCUCCGACCUCCGGAUUUAUAGCAGCAAUCGGGUUUCCGAUGAGGUAUAUCCCGCCGGCGGGGCUGAGGGGGAUCGUUUGAAACAUACCGUGGACGUCGGUUCUUCAAGCGUCGGACAGGAGCGCGAGCAGAGCAGCUGUCAUGGAUUUUAAUGAAGCCAAGAACCAUGAACUGGUGUUACACAAAGGCUUCAAUCUGAUCAAAGGGAUCCAUGAUCCGGAUGAUGUGGACCAGAUUUACAACCUGGAGAUCAGAGAUUCUGAUGUGUUUGUCCUUACAUACCCGAAAUCAGGGACCAUCUGGAUGCAGCAGAUUCUGCUGCUCCUCGAGGCAAAGGGAGAUGUGACAGCCAUCAGUAAACUCAACAACUACUCCAACGCUGAUCUCAUCCCCUGGAUUGAGGUGAGGGGCAACAGACAGGCGUUCAUCACGGCCCCGUCGCCCAGACUGAGGGUCACCCAUCUGCCGUACAAGUUCAUGCCUCCCGCUCUGAGCCAGAAGAAGGGCAAGGUGAUCUACGUGGCAAGAAAUCCCAAAGAUGUCCUCGUGUCUUACUUCCACUUCCAUAAGCUUGCGAACAUGUUGGAAACUCCGAAGGAUUUCAAUGACUUCUUUGAGAAAUUCAUGAGAGGAGACGUGUUUGGGUGCAGCUGGUUUGAUCAUAUUAAGACCUGGUUCUCACACAAGGAUGAAAUGAACAUGCUGUUCAUCACUUAUGAAGAAAUGAUUCAAGAUCUGCUGGCAGCAGUGGAGAGGAUCUCCUUGUUCCUGGGCAAAGAGCUGACUGACAAGCAGCUGGCUGAUGUGGUUAAACACAGCACCUUCAGCAACAUGAAGAAGAUCCCUCAGGCCAACUACGAGCAGGUGUCAGGCGACCUGCUCAACCACCACCAGGGAAGAUUCAUGAGGAAAGGCACCAUCGGUGACUGGAAGAAUCACUUCACUGUGGCCCAGAAUGAGAGGUUUGACAAGGUCUUCUACAAAGAGAUGAAGGACUUUCCUCUGUCGUUUUACUGGGGCAUCAGGGACAUUGAGUGAUAAGUUGUUGGCUCUCAUGACAGCAUGAAGAAGAAGAUAGUUACAGCCUCAAACUUCAUGACUUCUGUGCUAUACAGAAAAGCUCAUCUAUCACUCUCUCCUUCUGCCAUACGAGUGUCUUUGUAUAUCUUAGCCUGUGAGGCUACGUUUCACUUUACUGCUGAGUGUUUCCAUCGGUUUCCAUUCAUUUUAGUUCACUUUAGAAACCUAUGCAAAUCUGUCUUGGGGUCAGAAUAUGAAUGAACUGUCUUAUGGUCUGUUGUGAUCUCAGUGUAUCAAGCCUUGUUUUGUAGUCAUGACAACCAACAACCAUCCAACCGUGACCCCGCUGUUAAUAUCGAUGUGCUGAGAAUGAGUCAGGUAAUCCAUUAUCCUAAAAACAAGCUUCCUGUUCACCUGAUCUGACCUGUAGUGUGUGAGUUCAAACAUGGUAUAUUCUAUGGAAUGACUUCCAUGGCUGCUAAAUAUAUACUAUAGUGUGAGUCUGUAUUGAUGGUCACAUAACAGUGAAAACAUACAUACUCACUGUUUGUGUUUCCAUAGAGAUGUGAGCUACACUGCAGAGGACUACUUUGAUGACCUGGACUCUAAGUCCAAACUCAAGUCAGGAAUCUGAUGACUUGACAAAAUCUAAAAAGACCAGCAACUAGACUUUAACACCAGUGACUUGUGGCUUUACUUGGACUUCAGCCACGUGACUUGGAAUGAUCUGAUAUCCUCCGUACGCCAAAGAACUCAGAGUGAUGUUGUAACAGCUCUUUGUUUCCCUGAUGGCAGAUGUAGUUUGAAUGAGCUCAGCUUUAGCUAAUCAUGUUGCAGAGCAGGAGGUAAAGUUUAUCAGAGCAGAGCUGCAGACAGAUGAUACCUCAGAUUAUCACAUUCACAUGUAAAGAGCCUGAGUGAUCAACUAAAAGAGACUGCAACGUGAAAACCAUUCAGUCACACAGAAAUCACACACACACACACACAUAUAUAUACACACGGUCAGGUUGAUUUUAAACGCAGAUAGUCACUGACUUCAGACCUCACAGCUACGGCUGAAACUUGGGAUUUGCAGGACAAUGACUUUGUCCACCUCUGCAACUGACAACCUGUUUUAACUCUGAGGAGCUGUUCAUUAACACUGUAUAUUCAUGUAGAUUGAAAUCCAGCUAUAUUUUCAUGUAGAGUACAUUAAAGUGUACGAAUCCAUCUGGAACAUGUUGUGGUGUAACAGUAUAAUAUGGCACUGAUUACGUCUUAGUAAAAACAGGGUUUUUCCAGGAACUGAUCUCCGCAUGUGAAGAGCGUUAUGAUGAAAGCUGGCUAUGGAAGGACAAAACUGUCAAGCACUUGAUGUUUGACUCUUGGUCAGAUUCUUUCUUAUGUUCACAGAUGUAAAUGAUACAUUUUUAAUACUAUACUGUGCUUUAUUCAGUACAUGACUGUUUUGAAAGAAUAAACACUGAUGCUUUGAGAA